Podarcis raffonei (Aeolian wall lizard) is the source of this 3704-nucleotide messenger RNA. It is a transcript of the gene SELPLG, whose product is annotated as selectin P ligand. Gene Ontology annotation, cellular component: plasma membrane. The record is from RefSeq and is a predicted model, not a curated record. The coding region runs from base 1456 to 3282 and encodes 608 amino acids. Gene Ontology annotation, biological process: leukocyte tethering or rolling; hemopoiesis. The transcript is spliced from 2 exons. Lineage: Eukaryota; Metazoa; Chordata; Lepidosauria; Squamata; Lacertidae.
AUUUGAUGAAUUCAUGGUGGAGGAGAGGGCUAUCGAUGGCUACUAGCCAGGAUGGCUUUUCUCUGCCUCCCCAGUUGAGGCAGCCAGGCUUCUGAAUCCCAGUUGCUGAAGCAGCAGCAGGAGACAGUUCCUUUUGUGCUGCUUGCGACUUUCCCACAGGGAAUCUGGCAUCAGGUUAGUCACUGUGAGAACAGGAUGCUGGACUGGAUGGUCCAGUGGCCUGAUCCAGCAGGUGCUUACAUUCUGGUAUUCUAAUAAGAGGACUAGGCCUUGCUGCGCUUCAAGCCCUCAUGUGGACAUAACCCUGGUCUGCCAUGAACCACUGCAGCACCCUGGCCAGUCGAGCAAAAGACGAAGUAUAGGGAGCUCCUUGGGUGAGACUUGUUGCACAAGUGUAAGGAGUUUCGUGACAGCAUUUCAUGCAACACUACAGAAAGCCCUCAUGCUUGAAGACAGAGGGCUGUAUCCAAUCUUAAGCCUCCUCAGAACAGAUCUGUUGAAAUAAAAGGGCAUAAAUAACUUCGGUCUGUUCAUUUGAGUGGGCCUACUCUGAGUAAAAGUUAGUUGGAAACACCCUCCAAGAUAUAUGUCACAGCCCAAGUGAGACUGACUAAUGGUCUUCUACCAGAGUUUCCAACUUUUCCAGAUUUCUUACUUUGUAUUGCAGGAGAUAAACUUUCUUUUUGGAGCAGAUAUAUGUCAGCUGGAUCAAUUUCACCUGGCUGCACAUGACACCAGCCCCCAUGGGAAGACCUGCCUUGGGUUGCCACCAAGUAAACUCUCAUUGGGCUGCCUCCUCCCUGCUGGGAUACUGCCGGGACGAUCACGGUCUCCCAUGGAACAGCAUCAGUCAGUCAGCGACACGAGCCUCAGAGACGUUCCAAGACCCGUGCACGCUCUGUCAUCAGAGUGUGUAAAGCACCUCACGGUAGAAGAGGCGCAGAGAGAGAUGUGCAAGCAAAACAUACAGCAUUUUAUUCAGCAUAGCUCAGGAACAUAAGAAAACAUGUCUGCUUGCCUCCGUGUCCAGCAAAGCAGCAGUAACACAAAAGCAACAUACAAGGGAAGUUCCCAGCAGACAGUGCUGGACGUAAACAGGCAUGUGAUACACAGCAGUCAUGCCUGACCCUUUUAAGGUGGAAGGGAACUGUAUCCUAACAGUCCCUAGUAGAUUUCCCUUUGAAGUUGGAAAUGAGCGGAAGGGACAUCACUUGCUGGUGGAACAAUCACAGGCCAGUUUUUAUAUUAAAACAAAUAAGUAAAUGUAAAUGAGUCCUGACUUGUCCCCUUCCUCCCUUUCUCUUGAGGGGGCAAACGCAGAAGGUCCUUAAAGAAAAGCCCAGCAUCCGGAGGCCUGGUCUUCUUCAGCGUCCCCAGGCAGAGCAAAUGUAGGGCCCAUAGCCCCACCUCCCGCUGUUGCACACUGCCCCCCCCCAAAGAAGAGGAAGCAGCAUCAUGUGUGUUCUCCAAAACCACCACAACUCUUCCGAUUUCGCCUCUUUCUCAUACUGCCUCACGGAAGGUUUCCUGUUUUGCCCCACAGCAGGUAAAAUGGCUCCCUUCUGGCUCUCCCUCUGGAUGGUUCUCUGGAGUCUCCUCACAGCUGGCAGUUUCAGGCUCCCAGCCUUAAGACUCCUUAUCCAAGAUGGCGCUGCUGUUGAGGAUGUGGAGUCGUACGACCUCCCUGCCAACGCAGGCUCUCAGUUCGCUUCCCCAGGACAGUGGGUGUGGAAGAGAGCAGGAGAUGAUGGCCAGGAAUCCCCUCAGUUACCUUGCGGAAAGAAGGAUGGCAGCUGUAAGAACCCUCCUGCGGCCCCCGCAGAACAAGCCAGAAAAAGUCUCACAGUCGCAGAGGCUGCAGCAGAGAGUUCUACAUCUCCUGGGGGAAAUUACAGUGGUGCCACUGCUGAAGUGCCUACUAAUGCCACAACAACUCUAGAUACCUUUGGGAAAGUAUCCACAGAAGUUGGCACCACCAAAGAAGUAAUCCAUUUAAGUACCACAAAGAGCUCUCGUGCUCCAGUGCCCCGUGUCCGCCGUCUUGCUCCCACAAUGGGCAAAACUGUAUCACAAUCUAUGCCUACUGAGACAGAAAAGGUUGCUACUGCCCUCCAAGAAACAACGAUGGUUUUAGGGGUCCCUGAGAAACCGUUGGUUGGAGCAACAAGCUCUCAGUCCAUGGUGGUCAGUUCAGAUGUUUCCACAGCGAAGUUGAGGCAAGCCGUUGGCACAGCCAAGCCUUCCUUCAUAGCAAAGGGAAAGGUGAAAUUUCCUCACUCGACUGAGAAGCCAAGCCCCACCACCGAUUGGCCAUUGUUGGAUGAUGUGACAAGUUCUCAGUCCAUGGUGGGCAGUUCAGAUGUUUCCACAGCGAAGUUGAGGCAAGCCGUUGGCACAACCAGGCCUUCCUUCAUAGCAAAGGGAAAGGUGAAAUUUCCUCACUCGACUGAGAAGCCAAGCCCCACCACCGAUUGGCCAUUGUUGGAUGAUGUGACAAGUUCUCAGUCCAUGGUGGGCAGUUCAGAUGUUUCCACAGCGAAGUUGAGGCAAGCCGUUGGCACAGCCAAGCCUUCCUCCAUAGCAAAGGGAAAGGUGAAAUUUCCUCACUCGACUGAGAAGCCAAGCCCCACCACCGAUUGGCCAUUGUUGGAUGAUGUGACAAGUUCUCAGUCCAUGGUGGGCAGUUCAGAUGUUUCCACAGCGAAGUUGAGGCAAGCCGUUGGCACAGCCAAGCCUUCCUCCAUAGCAAAGGGAAAGGUGAAAUUUCCUCACUCGACUGAGAAGCCAAGCCCCACCACCGAUUGGCCAUUGUUGGAUGAUGUGACAAGUUCUCAGUCCAUGGUGGGCAGUUCAGAUGUUUCCACAGCGAAGUUGAGGCAAGCCGUUGGCACAACCAGGCCUUCCUUCAUAGCAAAGGUUACUAUCUCAGCCACCAUCACCACCGCCAAGGUGAAGCCCCGCUCAGUGACAUCUCUCAGUGGCACCACCAUCUCGGUAGGGAAGUGUUUACUGUGGAUCUUCGUCCUGGCCCUCAUUGCUGGCAUUUUCAUAGUGGCCACUGGUGUCCUCGUGACCAUGCUCUGGCGCCAGAAACGGGCCUACAAAAUGAAUGAGCGCAACCACACAGAGAUGGUGUGCAUCUCAUCCCUGCUAGCUGCUGAAGAAGCAGAGGAGGCCAGAGGGAGGCACCCCAGGGUGAAAAGGGUAAAGAUGCCUGUGGAGAAUGGAUCAGAGGUGGAUAUGGACAACUUGACUCUGAACAGCUUCUUGCCGGAGCAUUAAUAUGGUUCUCUGGUUCUUUCUAGAAACUCCUCACGUUCACCAGAGUUGUGUUUUACAAUGCGAAGCACUUUCAUGCCAGAUCUACUCCAUCCAGAACUAUCUUUAAAAUAUAUGUUGUCCUACACUCACGACACAUCUCUCAGUGGUGAGCAGUUCAACAGGUGAAGCACUUAGCAAAGUCUAGUUUCCUUUGAAGGAGACCACUGUCUGAAAUUUCCCUGACACAUCAGGGAUUCCUCCGUAGAAAGUAGCGGAAUUUUAAAAAAUUGGUUGGCAACCCAUCUGGGAAGUGGGGUUGGCAAUAAAAAGAAGAUGCUCAUUUUCACUUUUUGUAACAUGGCAGCCCUAAUUUACAACGAUGUGGUGGCAUGGAUUUCGCACUCACACAGAAAACCAAGGCCCCUCCUCUCACAGCAGAUCUC